UCACCUAUGUUCCGAAUUGGACCAUUAGGUAUCAGGUUUUGACAAUAUAUGUUCCUAAUCUAUAUAAAUGACUGCUAGCUACUUCUCCGUCAGUUCUCCCGCACACACAACCCCCUCCAAAUUUACGUUUCUGCAGCAGCCAAACAACGAAAUGGGAAAAGGAACUGGUAGCUUUGGCAAGCACCGCAAAAGACACAGAUGAAGGGCCUUUCUUUCAUCGUCUUUACCUCUCUACUCCAAUUUUUAGUAUUGAAUUUGUGCAGUGCAGCUGAUACAAUAUCUCCAUCACAAUCCAUAACCGGCUCUGAUACCUUGGUUUCUUCCGGUGCAAGCUUUGAAUUGGGACUCUUCUCCCCCGGCAACUCUGGAGCCUGGUACUUGGGAAUUUGGUACAAGAAAUUUCCAAAUAUUGUUGUAUGGGUUGCCAAUAGAGAAAAUCCAAUUCCUGGUCCACAUGGAGCCUUGAAAUUGUCCAAAAAUGGCAGUCUAGUCAUUUCAAAUCAGAUGAACAACACCAUUUGGUCUUCCAAUUCUUCCAGAGUCCCAGAAAAUCCUGUUGCACAGCUUUUGGAGACUGGAAAUCUUGUUGUUAGAGACAGUGCUAUGACAGGUUCUGAAAGCUAUGUGUGGCAAAGUUUUGAUUUCUCAUCAGACACAUUGUUAGCGGGGAUGAAGCUGGGAUGGAACUUCAAAAGGGGCCUCAACCAAUAUUUGACUUCAUGGAAAAAUGCCACCGAUCCAUCUCUUGGGGCAUAUACCUAUGGGAUGGAUAAUGAUGUGUUGCCUCAGUUUGUUUUUGCCGAAGGGUCUAGCAAAAGGUUCCGUACCGGACCUUGGAAUGGUCUUCGAUUCCCUGGCUCUUACGUUUCGAACAAUACUAACACAGUUAUAAAGGCAACUUUUGUGUACAAUACCAAUGAGAUAUAUUACACGUUUGAGGCUGCUGAAAGCUCUAUUACUACAAGACUACAGCUGUCUGUAUCAGGUGUGAUGCAGCGGCUAGUGCUGAAUAAGGGAAGCACAGAAUGGGCCCUUAUGUAUACUUUGCAGAAUGAUCAGUGUAAUAAUUACGGGGAGUGUGGAGCAAAUGGCAUUUGCAGAAUUAAUAAGGUACCAAUUUGCGAUUGCUUGCAGGGGUUUGUUCCUAAAUCUCCGCAAGAGUGGGUGGUGCUUAAUGGGACAAGUGGUUGCAAAAGGGAGAUGGCACUGGAUUGCCAGAAGGGAGAAGGAUUCCUGAAACUGAAAAAUGUGAAACUGCCAGACCUGCUGGAUAUUUGGGUGAACAAGAGCAUGAGUACAGAGGAAUGUGAGGCAAAUUGCUUGAAGAAUUGUUCCUGCAUAGCUUUUGCUAAUUCAGAUAUUCGGAGUGGAGGCAGUGGCUGUGUUAUGUGGUUUGGAAAUCUGAUUGACAUGCGGGAGUUUGUUGAGGAUCUUGGUGAGCAAGAUAUCUUUAUUCGGAUGCCAGCUUCUGAACUAGGUGCUACCAGACUUGCCAGCAAGAAGCAUAACAGAGUAGUACUCAUCUCUGUCCUAUCAGCAGCUUCUGUGCUUCUUUUUCUGGGUUUGUUAUGUUGGUGUGUAAUUCUGAAGCAGAGACGAAACAAACGGGGUUCAAGAGCUAGUAAGGAGGACUUGGAGUUGCCCCAGUUUGAUUUUCAUACUAUUGCAACUGCCACUGAUAACUUCUCCAGCAGAAAUAAACUUGGAGAGGGAGGUUUCGGUCCAGUUUACAAGGCCAAACUAACACAAGAAGAAUCAAUAGCAGUAAAGAGACUCUCAAAACACUCUGGGCAAGGUGUUGAAGAGUUUAAGAAUGAAGUUACGAUGAUAGCCAAUCUUCAACACCGGAACCUGAUUAAGCUUUUGGGCUGCUGCAUUGAAGGAGAAGAAAGGAUGCUAAUCUACGAGUACAUGCCCAACAAAAGCUUGGACUUCUUCAUCUUCGAUCAAAAUAGAAAGGUGGUGUUGAGAUGGCAAAAGCGAUUUGACAUUAUCGUGGGGCUUGCAAGAGGAUUACUCUACCUCCACCAAGACUCCAGAGUUAGAAUCAUUCACAGGGACCUUAAGAGUAGCAACAUCCUACUUGACGAUGAGCUGAACCCCAAAAUAUCCGACUUUGGCAUAGCAAGAAUUUUUGGAAACAAUCAAAGUGAAGCUAAAACCAAACGAGUAAUUGGCACAUAUGGUUAUUUGUCUCCUGAGUAUGCAAUUGAUGGCAAGUUUUCAGUGAAAUCUGAUGUCUUCAGUUUUGGAGUGAUUCUGUUAGAGAUAAUAAGUGGCAGAAAGAACAGAGGGUUUCAUCAUCCAGACCACUAUCACAGUCUUCUGGGACACGCUUGGCUACUGUGGAACAAAGAUAAGGGUUUGAAACUACUAGAUCCUUGCUUGGAGAACUCAUACAUUGAGUUCGAAGUGCUAAGAUGCAUUCAAGUGGGUCUUUUGUGCGUUCAAAAGCUGCCGAAAGACAGACCAGAAAUGUCAUCAGUGCUUCCUAUGUUGAGCAAUGAGGGUGUAGCAUUGCCUCAACCAAAGGAGCCUGGUUUCUUCACAGAAAGAAGUUCUGUAGACAUUGAUACCAUCAUAGGUGAAGGAAGAAGUCACACAGGAACCACAUUGACUAUUACGAUGGUAGAAGCUAGAUAAUCCUUGUUCAUAUUUCGGAUUCACGCAUUCUGCCUGCGAACUGACUUUGAAUUGGUGAUAGUUCUUGAUGGAAGAGAAGAGAGUUGCAUUUUGUAAGUCUUCCAACUGUCAAUUACAUCAAGAGGUAUUUAUUGUUGGGAUUCAAUGGAUAACAACUCCAUUUAUCUUAAGUUCUUAACAACUCCCGUUAUCGCAUUAUAUGGGUUGGUAGUAUCUGAGACUUGUAUUUCCAAAGCUGUGUCUUUUAUGUUGUAGGCACUAGCCAUCAAAUUAAUUAGCAUAUGAAUUUCAGUUAUC
Rosa rugosa (rugosa rose) is the source of this 2940-nucleotide messenger RNA. Its product is annotated as G-type lectin S-receptor-like serine/threonine-protein kinase At4g27290. The coding region runs from base 199 to 2643 and encodes 814 amino acids. Gene Ontology annotation, biological process: protein phosphorylation; recognition of pollen. Lineage: Eukaryota; Viridiplantae; Streptophyta; Magnoliopsida; Rosales; Rosaceae. Gene Ontology annotation, molecular function: protein serine/threonine kinase activity; ATP binding. The record is from RefSeq and is a predicted model, not a curated record. The transcript has 8 exons.